UAUUCAGUUGACAUUACCAGAGCCCCAAAAAUCGUUGUCAUCAUGACAGCCUAGUAACAGCAGGGAUGGACAUGGCGGCAAGAACAUGAACCUUACAUCUCACACGAUUCUCCUGAUGUCUGUCUAUGAACGAGCAUGAAUGAGCAUCGCAAUAGAUGCACCAGAAUUCUCAAAUAAUUACCGAUGGUGUAGAGACUGAACCGCUAGAGGUCUCGCCCACUCGCUCGCUCGUGCAACCGGAGGCUUCACGGAGGGCUCCGCUGCUGUCAGACUGACUCCACUGCUCAGCGUUUGCCACACUUGGAUAAAAGUGGACGGGGGGACUUGGGUCCGGAGACGGGAUUCAGGAGCUGUGUUUUUCUUUUCUUUUCUUUUCUUUUCUUUUGGGGAGACACUCGCCAGUGGAUUGUGAUCAUUUUGUGAGGUUGAAUUAAGGCUGGACAGUGGUGAUGUCACUGCAAAUGAGUGAGGCAGAGGGGGCUGUGAAGGUGGAAGAGUGGCAGCAGACGUUUUAUGCCUCAGACUCGGGCAUUCAUUCAGGAGCCACCACCUUUCGAGAUGAGGACCAAUCUGAGUGCAGUAAGAAGUACAGCGUCAGUGCCAGCGAUGGCGAGAGCGCCACUGAUAUAGAGGCUCAGUACAGUCUAACUCGAGCCCAGAGAGUACGUGCGGCCAUGUUCCCCGAGACAGUGGUGGAGGGAGAGACGGUGCUCACUGCGCAGAGCAAUCCAGACCAGCCCACCAAUGUGCAGAGACUGGCCGAGCCCUCGCAGCUCCUCAAAACAGCCAUCGUCCAUCUCAUCAACUAUCAGGAUGACGCCGAGCUGGCCACACGGGCCGUACCAGAGCUCACCAAACUGCUGGCCGACGAGGACCAGGUGGUGGUAAAUAAGGCAGCGCUGAUUGUGAACCAGCUUACUCGGAAGGAGGCAUCUCGCCGUGUGCUCAUGCAGUCUCCUCAGAUGGUGUCGGCUGUGGUGAGGGCCAUGCAGAACACCGGAGACCUGGAGACGGCACGCUGCGCUGCCAGUGUCCUGCACUGCCUCUCGCACCAGCGCGAGGGACUGUUAGCUAUCUUCAAAUCAGGCGGCAUCCCUGCACUAGUGCGCAUGCUCAGUUCCCCUAUGGAGUCAGUGCUGUUCUAUGCCAUUACCACGUUACACAACCUGUUACUGCACCAGGAGGGAGCCAAGAUGGCGGUGCGUCUGGCCGAUGGACUGCAAAGGAUGGUCCCUCUUCUGAAAAAGACUAACCCCAAGUUCCUGGCCAUCACCACAGACUGCCUGCAGCUGCUGUCUUACGGCAAUCAGGAGAGCAAGUUGAUCAUCCUGGCAAAUGCUGGGCCAGAAAGUUUGGUGUUCAUUAUGAGAAACUACAACUAUGAGAAGCUCCUAUGGACCACCAGCAGAGUCCUGAAGGUGCUUUCUGUCUGUCCAAGCAACAAGCCGGCUAUUGUUGAUGCUGGAGGUAUGCAGGCUCUGGGCCAACAUCUCACAGGUUCGAGUCAGCGCCUGACACAGAACUGCCUGUGGACCCUGAGGAAUCUCUCUGACGCUGCAACCAAGCAGGAAGGCCUGGACGGUCUCCUGCAGAUCUUAGUGAGUCAGCUGGGUUCAGAUGACGUGAACAUGCUGACCUGUGCUACUGGCAUCUUGUCAAACCUCACCUGCAACAACGCACGCAACAAGGCCCUGGUCACUCAGAGCGGUGGGGUGGAGGCCCUCAUUCACGCCGUGCUCCGGGCUGGAGAGAAGGAGGACGUGGCCGAGCCGGCCGUCUGCGCCCUGCGUCACCUCACGAGCCGCCACAUCGAUGCAGAGCUGGCCCAGAAUGCAGUGCGUCUGCACUAUGGCAUCCCAGCCAUCACCAAGCUCUUAGGCCAGCCGCACUAUUGGCCUGUGGUAAAGGCCACAGUGGGUUUGAUUCGUAACUUGGCCCUGUGUCCGGCCAAUCAGGCGCCUCUAAGAGAAUCUGGCACAAUCCCUCGACUGAUCAACCUGCUAUUGAAAGCUCAUCAGGAAACUCAAAGACAUGGCUCAGCGGCCCAGCAGACCUAUCAGGAUGGCGUGCGAAUGGAGGAGAUCGUGGAAGGCUGUACAGGGGCUUUGCAUAUACUGGCCAGAGAUCCCAUCAACCGAGGGGAGAUCGCCAGCUUGCAGACCAUUCCUCUGUUUGUGCAACUUCUGUACUCCUACGUGGAGAACAUAAAGCGUGUGUCCGCUGGUGUUUUGUGUGAACUGGCUCUGGAUAAGCAGUCUGCUGAGAUGAUUGACGCAGAAGGAGCAUCUGCACCUCUAAUGGAGCUCCUGCACUCUCCCAAUGAGGGGAUUGCCACCUAUGCUGCAGCUGUUCUCUUCCGGAUCUCGGAGGACAAGAGUUCAGACUACAGGAAGCGUGUGUCGGUGGAGCUCACCCAUUCCCUCUUCAAACAUGACCCUGCAGCUUGGGAAAUGGCACAUGCCGCCAUGCCACUCGACCCUGGAUAUAUACCAGAUGAUCUGGAUGCAGUUUACCCUCCAUAUGGUUACUCUGAUUUACACAUGGACGGCCUCCCGCUGGACGCUGAGCUCCAUGAGCAAUACAUGCCAGAAAUGACCUAUGACCCUCGACAGGUGUACCCAAAUCCCCUCUAACAACACUGCCAGCAGUCUUCAGGUCAAAUGAAGUGGAUGAUGAUGAAGACCCCAAACCAGUUUGUUCCCUG
This is a messenger RNA of Carassius auratus (goldfish), 2704 nucleotides long. Its product is annotated as junction plakoglobin-like. Gene Ontology annotation, biological process: cell adhesion. The coding region runs from base 450 to 2633 and encodes 727 amino acids. Gene Ontology annotation, molecular function: cadherin binding. The transcript is spliced from 16 exons. Lineage: Eukaryota; Metazoa; Chordata; Actinopteri; Cypriniformes; Cyprinidae. The record is from RefSeq and is a predicted model, not a curated record.